AUGGCAUCUCAGAAAAUAGUCCUUGAAAUCAAGUCUCGAGGGAAACCGAUACGGAAGCUUCCCAAAAGUAUCUCAGUUGACAGAGAUGCAUCCGCCGCGAGUUUGUACGCCGCCAUCUCGCAACAAGCCCAGUUCUCACUCCACCGGUUGAGAAUCACCAAAGCAAGUGACGGGACCUUGAUAAAGAACACCAAGGAUACCGUGAUUGAGUCCACAGGCCUUCGCAACCAGAGUGUAAUCUAUGUCAAAGACCUUGGGCCACAAGUCGCAUGGCGCACCGUCUACUUUGUCGAAUACCUUGGCCCCUUGAUCAUGCACCCUCUCCUACUCUAUGUGCUCCGCCCAUACAUCUACCGGAGUCCCACCCCGCUCCCCGCUCCGUCUGACCUCCAGCGCUUCACCUGCCUCCUGUUAGUGCUGCACUUCGUCAAACGUGAAAUCGAAACCGUCUUCGUUCAUCGAUUUAGUCUCGCCACCAUGCCAGCGAGCUAUAUCAUUCGCAACAGCGCCCACUACUGGAUUCUUGGCGGGGCCAAUCUGGCCUACUGGGUUUUCGCUCCAGGCUCUCCGACUGCUAGAUCCAAGGCGAAUCCAAUCCUUCUCUACAGUGGCAUUGCCCUCUUUGUGUUUGGCCAAUUGGCCAAUCUUAACGCUCAUCUCACUCUACGGAAUCUUCGGAAAGAAGGUGACACUACGAGAAAAAUACCCUCCGGGUUUGGCUUCAAUCUGGUUACCUGUCCAAAUUAUCUCUUUGAGGUCAUUGCCUGGUUGGGUGUUUACCUUGUGAGUUCAUUGAACUGGAGUGUGCUGCUGUUCAUUGUCGUUGGUUCCGCAACAAUGAUGCGCUGGGCUAGCCAAAAGGAACGGAGAUAUAGACGAGAAUUUGGAGAUAAGUACAAGCGGAAGAGAUACGUCAUGCUCCCAGGCCUUUGGUGA
Messenger RNA from Uncinocarpus reesii 1704, 936 nucleotides. RefSeq lists its product as uncharacterized. Gene Ontology annotation, biological process: very long-chain fatty acid biosynthetic process. The transcript is spliced from 3 exons. Lineage: Eukaryota; Fungi; Ascomycota; Eurotiomycetes; Onygenales; Onygenaceae. The record is from RefSeq and is a predicted model, not a curated record. Bases 1 to 936 code for a protein of 311 amino acids. Gene Ontology annotation, molecular function: oxidoreductase activity, acting on the CH-CH group of donors.